This is a messenger RNA of Drosophila sechellia, 1908 nucleotides long. RefSeq lists its product as uncharacterized. Gene Ontology annotation, molecular function: zinc ion binding; nucleic acid binding. The record is from RefSeq and is a predicted model, not a curated record. The coding region runs from base 1499 to 1843 and encodes 114 amino acids. NCBI's taxonomy places the organism in Eukaryota, Metazoa, Arthropoda, Insecta, Diptera, Drosophilidae. The transcript has 2 exons.
AUUAAAAAAAAAGCAAAAGAACCAUUUCCCGAGCGUCUAUGGGAAAAACAAAACAAGCUUCGCCCUCAACUAGUCUGCGCAACAACCGUUUCGCACCUUUAGCUGAAGCCUUACCGAAAAUAUGGAGACUAAUGAGAAAUCAAUAUCAUUUAGCGCUGACAACUCAAAUACUUACCAGCCGCGUCAAACGGCAGCUCCAAAACCUCCUCUAGUAUGUGUUCCUAAUGUUAACAGUAUCAGUAAGCUAGAAAGAACCCUCAAUCAGGUAAUCUCUGAAGAUAAAUAUGACAUACUUACUUCAGAUCAGGAAUUUCUCGAGUCUACACAGCAGAUGCAACGUCAUUUAGAAGUGUGGUUCGUAACUUGACGGCCUUGAAUUGCCAGUUUUGGCAUCAUCAACUCCGUGAGGAAAAACCAAAUAGGCUGGUGCUGAAGAACAUACACUCAACUGUCCCAAGAGAAGAAAUAGAGUGCUGCUCCACAGACAAAGGCUUCGUUGUACUGAACAUUUACUCCCCAAGGAAGCCUGGCUGGAAUGAAAUCUUUGCUGGUGCCAUCGACGACGAAGAAGCCAUUAAUGCAUAAACUAGACAAAAUCUGUUCUUUGUCAAUCUUAAGCCGACUCCGAAUGUGGCCGAGUCUCUAAAAGUAAGCCGUAUUGGAAGGCACAGGGUUACAGUGGAGAAGGCUACUCGCAACAUGGACAUAGCUCAAUGUUAUUUUGGCCACACCCGCAAUCGCUGUCAUUGAAGCCCAGUUUGCGGAAAUUGUGUGGGUGAGCAUCCUACCGGUUCAAAAUAAUGUGAGACACACCUAAACAAUCAAUACGUAUGUGCAAAUUGCAUGGAGAAUCACCCUGCCAGUUUUAAAGGCUGCAAAGUCAGAAUAGAAUUGAUUGAAAAAUUAAAGCCAGGGUCUGGACCAACCAACUACACCAUUAACAGAGAUAAUGAAAUUCGCCAUGUACAAUACGCGUCGACGUCAGCUGUCAGAAAUGGAGUCUCCUAUGCUGACAUGACAAGAACUAAAGCUGAAAACAACAACAGCGUUCCAGCUAGGAACACAAUCACUCUAAGUACUGGGGAGCAAUACAACUCUAACCGGAACCUUGCCACUCUUGAGAAGGCAAUCUUGGACAUUAACGCCAGAUUGCAUGAACUAUUUAAAUUAGUCAUGAAAACGAUUGAGUCCAACAAAGCUUUUCGUGAUCUAGUCCACGUUCUGAUUUCUAAGUCUCAAACUUAAAAAUCGGAUUAUGGAACGCAAGAGGAUUAGUACAGAAGAAUGAAGAACUUGGACUUUUUCUUAGCAUGCAUCCAAAGCAUGCAUGUGGUUGCAUGCAGAUCCAGAACGUGUAUUGCUACCAACGGAGCAGUUGGCGGCUGAGCUGAUAUCAAUGUUUGGUGAGAGGUAGUCGAAGUUAGAAACAAGGAGAAAAUUUGAGGAACGAAAAUGGACAGCGGGCGAAAGCUUUGUUGCUUAUGGAGACGAUAAGGUGAUGCUUGCACAUGGAAUAAAAAUGGAUGAGGAGGAAUUGGUGGCGCUCCUCAUUGAAGGUAUUCCGAAUCAAAUGCUACGUAACCAAGCCCGUAUCCAAUGCUUUGAAGAUAUCCAGCACAUAAAGCGGGCAUUUGCGGAAGUGAAACUACCGAAUAUGGAUGAAGCAGACAAGAAGGUGGCAUCGGUGAACAAUAAUAGCAGCACACUGGGACACUGGGCCAAAGAGUGCAGGAAGCCAAAGCGCGAAAAAGGGUCAUGCUAUGCCUGUGGUGAGAUGGGGCACUUUGCAGCGAAGUGCCUGAAAAACAAGAAUGGGGAUGAAAACAAUUACCAUGCCUCAUAGACACGGGAAGCCCCAUUUCGUUCAUAAAAACUAGUAAAGUACCUAAAGAUGUUAUUGAAGUACCA